Mesocricetus auratus (golden hamster) is the source of this 1384-nucleotide messenger RNA. It is a transcript of the gene Them4, whose product is annotated as thioesterase superfamily member 4. The record is from RefSeq and is a predicted model, not a curated record. NCBI's taxonomy places the organism in Eukaryota, Metazoa, Chordata, Mammalia, Rodentia, Cricetidae. The transcript is spliced from 6 exons. Bases 210 to 899 code for a protein of 229 amino acids.
GCCGGACGCAAACUGUCCCGGAACCAAAAGCGGGCGGUGAGGGGUUGGUCCGCCCGGGUUCGGGGAGGCGCCAGCAUCCCUAGCGGCGCUCGGCUCCGCCCUCCACCCGCCUCCACAGUCAUAGUCCCGGGCCGGCGUGUCGGCGUGUGUGGUAAUGCGGCUCUUUCUAGGUGAGAGGAGAUAACCGCGUCCUGUCCUUGGCCUGAGCGAUGCUGAGAAGCUGCGCUGCGCGCCUGCGCACUCUUGGGGCUCCGCCUGCGAGGCGACCCGGACUGGUGUGGAGGUUGUUUUCUUCUGAGAAAGUCAUUCACAAGGACUAUGGUCUCCCAAACCCCAGCUGGAGCAAGGACCUAAGACUCCUCUUUGACCAGUUCAUGAAGAAAUGUGAAGAUGGCUCCUGGAAACGUUUGCCUUCAUACAGACAAAAUCCUCAAAUCUUUAAAGAUUUCCAAACUCGCUUUGUUGAUCCCAGGUUUGCGAAAGAAGAACAAAUGUCUAAGGCCCAACAGUUCACCAGAAGCUUUGAGGAAGGCCUGGGCUUUGAAUAUGUGAUGUUCUAUAAUAAAGCAGAGAAGAGAAUGGUUUGCUUGUUUCAAUCAGGUCUUCACCUUCAAGGGGUACCUGGGUAUGUUCAUGGAGGUGCCAUUGCAACCAUCAUUGAUGUUACUACUGGCACGUGUGCAAUUGCCGAGGGAAUUGCCAUGACUGCCAACCUCAACAUCGACUAUAAAAAACCUAUCCCCCUUUGUUCUGUUGUGGUGAUAAACUGCCAAAUUACUAAGACUGAAGGAAGGAAACUUUUUGUUUCCUGUGCUGUUCAGAGUGUUGAUGAGAAGACUUUACACACAGAGGCAACAGCCUUAUUUAUAAAGCUGGAUCCUGACAAGCGUUUGACAUAAAGAACUUCUGGUGAAUUCCACACUGUUCUGCACGAGGUUCUCCUCCUCCAGAAGCGGCAACUAUCCCCAUUCCUGUCCAGCUGCUGAAUCCCCGGGGAAAGCCUGGCUCACUGACUUUUGAGAACAGCCUCUGAAAUACAGGGCUGCAGGAACUCUCCAUCCCCUUCCAGACUUUCAAAAGAAGCACUCCCUGGGAGAGUCUCAGCAUCAUCUGUAUCCCUAGGACAAUGCAUGGUCCUGAAAACUGAACAGACUCCAAAGCUACCAAGCACAGCAUCUGCUCUACUGCAGACUGCAGAAAAAAGAUUGCGUAGAAACGGGAUGGUAUGUGGAGUGCACGUGUGCAUAAGCAUGUACUGUUGUUACCAAGCUAGGUUUAUUGUAUGUGAACAGACCUCUUUCUGACCAUAUUAGGGAAUACAGUUCAUUCAACACAUCUGUUGUCUGAAUUCCUAGAGAUUAAACUGUUGUUCAUUUUUUCCUCA